AUGAACGAGGAGCUCUUGCUGCUUUACUCUUCACUGGCAUUGACCUUUUUGACUCUUCUUGCAGCCGUCCACCUCCUGGCCAGCUUCACCUCUUACCCUCCUCUCGUUGCGCUGGCAGAAGCUACGAACAUUAUGGAUCCCAACGCAAUCAUCGCUUUUGCCGUCGGCCUCGUCGCCUCGGUCGGCUUCCUGGUCUUUAUCAACUCUGGCAAGGCGAAACCUGUCCUGAACCCCACCGAGUGGCAGACGUUCAAGCUCACUGAGAAGCGGCAGCUGUCCGAGAACACUGCUCUCUACCGCUUCCGCCUUCCCUCCGACAACUCCAUCCUUGGACUGCCCAUUGGUCAGCAUGUCAGCGUUCAGGCCAACAUCAAUGGCAAGAAUGUCAUGAGGUCCUACACCCCUGUCUCCUCCGACGAUGACCGCGGCUUCUUCGACCUUCUUAUCAAGACGUACGACAAGGGCAACAUCAGCAAGCACGUCUCCACUCUCAAGAUCGGGGAUGGUCUGGAGGUGCGAGGGCCCAAGGGUCAGAUGCGCUACUCGAACGGGCUUGUGCGUCACCUGGGAAUGCUGGCGGGUGGCACAGGCAUCACGCCAAUGCUUCAAAUCAUCCGCGCCAUCGCCAAGGAUCCCCAGGACAAGACCGAGGUGGACCUCAUCUACGCCAACGUCAGCGAGGCUGAUAUCUUGUGUCGCAAGGAGCUGGACGACCUGGCGGCCAAGAACAAGCAAUUUAGAGUCCACUACUUCUUGAACAACCCUCCUGAGGGCUGGAAGGGGGGCGAGGGCUUCGUCACCAAGGAAGCUAUCAACGAUAAUUUCCCCACGCCCGCCGAAGACAUCAAGAUUUUGCUUUGUGGCCCUCCUCCUAUGAUAAAUGCUAUGAAGAAGCACCUGGAGGAGCUCAAGUACGACCCGCCUAAGCCUGUGUCUAAGCUGCCAGACCAAGUCUUUUCCUUCUGA
This is a messenger RNA of Ceraceosorus guamensis, 966 nucleotides long. Its product is annotated as ferredoxin reductase-like protein. The record is from RefSeq and is a predicted model, not a curated record. NCBI's taxonomy places the organism in Eukaryota, Fungi, Basidiomycota, Exobasidiomycetes, Ceraceosorales, Ceraceosoraceae. The coding region runs from base 1 to 966 and encodes 321 amino acids. The transcript is spliced from 6 exons. Gene Ontology annotation, molecular function: oxidoreductase activity.